AUGCUCUCCUCCCUCUGGGGCUCCAAGCCCUCAUCACCAUCCACAUCUACUCCCUCCAGCUCAACCGAAACCAAAAGCGAAACCCAACUCUCUCACUCCGCCAACCCAAACGAACCCUCCACCACCCCUCCUCAAAACCAGCAAAGCACCUUCCCCCAACGCCCCCUCAAACUCCUCCUCGCCGGCACAACCUUCGUAACACUUUCCCUCUACUUAACCCGCCGCGCCCUCCGCACGCGCCACCUCGCCGCCAUCCCACCCUACUACACCUCCUCGACCUACCACCACCCACCCGUCAAUGGCGCGCUAGACGCCUUCGAGGCCUUUAACCUGGCGACGAUCAAUGUGGUUAGUUUUGCGAUGGUGGGGACGGGUGGUGUUAUGUGGAAACUGGGUGUUAAUGAUUUGGAGGAUGCAAGACGGAUCACCAGGAGGUACAUUAAGGGUGUUGGUGAGGGCCCUGAGGGGAUUGGUGGGGCGAAGAGUGGGAAGGAGGAGGAUGAGGAGGCGGAGAAGGCGAUUGAGAAGUGGGUUGUUGAGACGUUGGGCUUGAAGGGGUAUGAAGAGAAGAAGAGGGAGAUUUUGGAGGAGAGGGAGAGGGCGCGGAAUGAGAAGAGUGAGAAGUGA
This is a messenger RNA of Aspergillus chevalieri, 627 nucleotides long. RefSeq lists its product as uncharacterized. The transcript has a single exon. The record is from RefSeq and is a predicted model, not a curated record. NCBI's taxonomy places the organism in Eukaryota, Fungi, Ascomycota, Eurotiomycetes, Eurotiales, Aspergillaceae. Bases 1 to 627 code for a protein of 208 amino acids. Gene Ontology annotation, cellular component: mitochondrion.